AUGUCUUCUCACAAGACUUUUAGGACCAAGCGGUUCCUGGCCAAGAAACAAAAGCAAAAUUUGCCCAUUCCUCAAUGGAUUCGGAUGAAAAUUGGUAAUAAGAUCAGAUACAACUGCAAGAGGCAGCAUUGGAAAAGAGUGAAGCUGGGUCUGUAA
Molecule: messenger RNA, 156 nt
Organism: Suncus etruscus (white-toothed pygmy shrew)
Lineage: Eukaryota; Metazoa; Chordata; Mammalia; Eulipotyphla; Soricidae
Product: 60S ribosomal protein L39-like
Exons: 1
Coding region: 1-156 (51 amino acids)
Biological process (GO): translation
Cellular component (GO): cytosolic large ribosomal subunit; ribosome
Molecular function (GO): structural constituent of ribosome
Source: RefSeq, a predicted model, not a curated record